AACAUGUGUUGCUUUUGUAUUCGUUUAUUUACGAAAUUUGGUUUAUUUUAUUAUCAAACCGAAUAAAUUCAUUAUUCAUUGUAAAUACUAAAAAUAUGUCCAUUCAACUGAUAUCAUUAACAAAAAGAUUGAUAACAAUUAAACAUCCAUCAUCAUGUGUAUUGGCUAUGAAUAUAGUAAGAACUAUUUCGACCAAACAGGAUGGAUCAAAAAAACGAACCAUCAAAUCAAAACAGAACGUUAUGAAUCAAUGGUUGCCAUUGAAUUCAGAUCUCAAUCGAUUCACAACUCGCACAUUUAAUUGUGCUCAACUAAAUGAUCGACUAAUUGGACAAAAAGUUCAGCUAUGUGGUUGGCUUGAAUAUAGUCGAAUGAAUCGUUUCAUUGUUCUACGUGAUAGUUAUGAACGAAUACAAUUAUUCGUAAAACGAAAACAAGAUGCAGAAAUUAUUUCCAAAUGUCAUUUGGAAUCGGUCAUACAAGUAACCGGUAUAGUUGCUGCUAGACCAGAAAAAGAUAUCAAUGUUAACAUGGUGAAUGGCAAUAUUGAAAUUCUAGUCGAUCAUCUUGAAUUAUUAAACAAUUCGAAAGCAAACAUGCCUUUUUUGCCACUUCGUGAUUCAAUUAUGUCUACAACUGAAAAUGUACGACUCCAAUAUCGUUAUAUUGAUCUACGACGAGCACAAAUGAUCAAGAUUUUAAGAUUGCGAUCAUGGAUGUUGAUGGCAAUGCGUAAUCAUCUAGUCGAACGAUUUGGAUUCAUUGACGUAGAAACUCCAACAUUAUUUAAAGAUACACCCGGUGGAGCGCAAGAAUUUGUUGUUCCAACACGAUUCAAAGAUCAAUUUUAUAGUUUAGUGCAAAGUCCACAACAAUUUAAGCAAUUAUUAAUGGUUGGUGGUAUUGAUCGAUAUUUUCAAAUAGCACGAUGUUAUCGUGAUGAAGGAACAAAAUCUGAUCGACAACCAGAAUUCACACAGCUUGAUCUUGAAAUGUCAUUUACAACUAUAGAUGGUGUCAUGGAAUUGAUUGAAGAUUUAAUUCAGAAUUGUUGGCCGAUUCAAAGCGAAAGAGUAAAACUUUGUAAACCAUUUGAUCGGAUUCGUUAUGAAGAUGCACUAAACAAAUAUGGUUCUGAUAAACCAGAUCUUAGAGCUCCUGAUAUAAUAAUUAAGCAAAUGAGCUGUCGUCGUGAUUGCUAUAUGUUGAUCAUUCCUCAGGAUUAUGAUACGGACUUUGUUAUCAAAAACUUCCUUCAGAAUGAUCUCAAUCCUCUUUUGAACACAUCGAAUUUUAAUGGUCGAUUAAAUCAUUUCAAGUAUUCAUCGCUACCAUUUCAAACACACGAUCUUGAUAAUGAUAUCUGUAAUGAAAUCCGCAAUGAACAAAAUUCCUUUCAAGCUAAUGAUUUUAUCUGGGUCGCUUCUGGUAGCGAUCAAAUGAAUUGUCUUGACAUUCUUGGUCGAAUACGUGCCCAUUGUAUUGAUAUGGUUGAAAAUGAUCGUCUAAGUAAAUUGGGUGAUAAUUCUGAUGGUCAACGUAAGCUAUCGUUUUGCUGGGUUUAUGAUUUUCCAUUGUUUGCAAUGGAUCCACAAACUGGCCAAUUAAAACCUGAACAUCAUCCAUUUACAGCACCAAAACCUGAAGAUCAAUCAUUGAUUUAUACGGAUCCAGCUAAUUGUACAGGACAAUCAUUUGAUCUGGUCAUAAAUGGUCGUGAAAUUGGUGGUGGUUCUAUACGUAUUCAUUCGGCUGAAUUACAAAGCUACAUACUAAAUGAUCUUCUUAAAUGUAAAUCUAAAUCAAUGGAUUAUUUUAUAGAAGCUUUGCAAUGUGGUUGUCCGCCACAUGGUGGUUUUGCUAUCGGUAUUGAUCGUUUGAUUGCCCUAAUUUGUCAACAGCCAUCAUUACGUGACGUAAUUGCCUUUCCAAAAUCUGCACAAGGUAAAGAUCUCAUGUCCGGUAGUCCUGGGCAGAUAAGUAUUACAACAAAACAAUUAUAUCAUUUAAUACCAUCAGACCCAAUUCUCCCAUAAACUAGCAUUUGUUAUUAAAUCAUUAAUUUUAACAAAAAAGAACAAUAAAAAUUUAUUUUUUUCUGUCC
Molecule: messenger RNA, 2104 nt
Organism: Dermatophagoides pteronyssinus (European house dust mite)
Lineage: Eukaryota; Metazoa; Arthropoda; Arachnida; Sarcoptiformes; Pyroglyphidae
Gene: AspRS-m
Product: aspartyl-tRNA synthetase, mitochondrial
Biological process (GO): aspartyl-tRNA aminoacylation
Cellular component (GO): mitochondrion; cytoplasm
Molecular function (GO): aspartate-tRNA ligase activity; ATP binding; nucleic acid binding
Source: RefSeq, a predicted model, not a curated record